UAGAAAAUGGCCGUCUUCAUUCAAUUUUAUGUAUUUUCGUUCCCAACUUAGUUAAUAAACAAUAACAAUUCUAGCAGUUGCUACAAGUUAAAUGGAAGGAUGAGUAAGAAAGUCAAAGAAAUGAUUGGAGGUUGUUGUGUUUGUUCUGACGAGCGAGGCUGGAAUGAAAACCCUCUUGUUUAUUGUGAUGGAACAGGCUGCACAGUUGCAGUUCAUCAGGCUUGUUAUGGUAUUGUCCAAGUCCCCACUGGGCCAUGGUUCUGUAAGAAAUGUGAGUCUCAGGAAAGAGUUGCCAGAGUGAAAUGUGAACUGUGUCCUCAACGAGCUGGUGCUUUGAAGCGUACAGACACUGGAGGCUGGUGCCAUGUAGUCUGUGCUCUGUACAUACCAGAGGCUUGGUUUGGCAAUGUGAGGACCAUGGAGCCGAUAAUAUUAAACAAUGUUCCUAAUGAUCGUUUUAACAAGACAUGUUAUAUCUGUGAAGAACAAAAACGUGACACGAAAGCCACUGCUGGGGCGUGUAUGCAAUGUAACCGUAACUCCUGCAAACAAUACUUUCAUGUGACUUGUGCCCAGGCUCAAGGUUUACUGUGUGAGGUGAAAGGGAGUUACGAGAAUGUCAAAUAUUGUGGUUACUGUUCUCAUCAUUACAAAAAACUGAAAAACCAUUCAAAUGUUAAGCCGAUUCCAGCAUUCAAACCCAUUCCAAAUGAAAAUGGAACACCAGAUUCUAGUCCAGAAAAAAUAGGUUCUAUUAAAACAGAAGAUGUGAAGUUACCUAUGGAGGAGGUGAAGAGUCCUCAAGUUGACCAAUCUGUUAGCAGUACAAGUGAUUCACUCCCAUCGCAGGCAACAACCUACUGCAAGACUGAGGCGGCCCCGGUGUCUGCUGGUGUGAGUCAGGUUUCAGACAUCAGCUCAGCAGUUUCCCCCUCGGGAGAGCCCAUCAAGUCUCUGCUACCUAGCACAGACUGCAGUCAGGAGCCAUCAUCGUCUGGCCAUGUUCUUCAGCACAAGCCCACUCUAAGCAAACUCUUGCAGGACUGCGGGGCCACUUCCUCUACCGAGACUCUAGAAGUAGAUGUUGGCGAGGACACAACUCUGACGCAGGAGACACAAGUGGUACCUAAACGUCAAAGAUCAAUAAAUAAUUCUCAAAAAACAGACAAGUCCAAAAAAACCAAACCAGGGGCAAUCUCCUCCACUGUACAGCACAAGAAGGAAGGGACCAAGAAGGGAGGGAGGAAACAGAGAGACUUGGGAGGAGGAGGAGGAGGAGGCAGCGGUGGAGUGUCCUCCAAGAAUAGCUCUACUCCAGUCGCCCCUGUGACUAGUUCCGCCCCUCUACCUGGCCAUCAUGACUAUUGUGGAAGUAUAUUUGGUGGUAGUCCUUACUUCCAGAGUUUGACAUCCCCUGGCCGUGUCUCUCUUAACAGUUUGACGCCUCAUGCCAUGAGUCCAAGCUUCAUGGGAGACACUUACUAUUAUUGCUCUGAUGUUUACCAUGAUAAUGAUGUGAAUGGAAGCAGUCACUUGAUCCACCCACCGAAACAGUUUCCAAGUUUACAUGUAAAUAAACAAAGUCAAGACCAGAGUCAAGAGUUUCCUUUGUCCAUGGAACAGUUGUUAGAACAACAAUGGGAUCAAGGAGCCCAGUUUCUGAUGGAGCAAGGCCAACAUUUUGAUAUUUCCUCUCUUCUGAACUGUUUACAUCGGCUGAAGGCUGAGAAUCACAGUCUCGAGGACCAGGUCAGAGAGUUGACUUCACGGCGCAAUCAUCUGAUGGCAGUCAACGCUCGUUUGACACUGCCACUUUCGCUAUAUGAUGGCUGCAUGUCCACGAGUCAGAGCUCUUCUGUGGGAAGUUUGGAAGACAUUUCCUCCCCUGAGGAGAUUCAGACAUCCAAGCCUAACUCUACGCCAGUGUUGCCUCAAGUUCAAAUACCUAAAAAUAGUCAGCUGAUUGUAGAAGAUAUAAUUAGUCCUGUAGAUGCUGAUCCGCCAUCAUUAAGUCGCAAGUCUCCAAUUUGUUACACAGACCAGGUGUGCCCACCACAGCCAUUGAUGUACUCUGUGGUCAACCCUCCUCCCCCAUCCCUGUGUAUAUUUUCCGCGCCCCAUCACACAGUGUCACCGACGAGCGUCUCCCCGGCUACUGAGCAGCAGGUCAAGAUGCCCAACCUGAGCGGACUGAGUAUCACUUCCAGUUCCUCCAAACUGCCGGAGACGACGUGAUCCUGUCUGCAAAGCCAUAUAGCCAUUUGAAGUGCCAGCCAACUUUUAUUUUGUUUGUUGAUCCACUGUAUGUGUGUAAUUAAUGUAACACUCAACUGUAUAUACAGCAGCCUUCACUUGUACAUAGACCCACACUCAUUCUGUAAAUAGUACCGUUCCUUGUAUGUUGGACUCACACUCAUUCUGUAAAUAGUUACAUUCACUGUAUGUUGGAGCCACACCCAUUCUGUAAAUAGUACUGUUCUCUGUAUGUUGGGCCCACACUCAUUGUGUAAAUAGUUAUAUUCACUGUAUGUUGGACCCACAACCAUUCUGUAAAUAGUACUGUUCUCUGUAUGUUGGGCCCACACUCAUUGUGUAAAUAGUCCUACACACUGUUUGUUGGGUUCAUAGGCAUUUAUAGUCAGCUAAUUUGAUAUAUAGAUAUAUGCAAUUAUGAUGACUAGCUUUGGAUGUCAUUGAAAUAACGCAAAUGCAUUAUUGUGAUGUUGGAAAGCCACCCAUCUGAAAUACAAGGUCAGAGGUCGUUCACUAUACUAGGUCACAAAUCUCCUCGUUGACAAUGCAGUGUCACAAGCCUCACCAGAUAGAUUUCCACAAUGUCACUUUACUUUGAGAUGGGACUCUGAGACUCGGCAAAUAUCAUACCUAAUUUGUUUGUAUAUAGAUUCUUGGUGAUUUCAUUCUAUGUUCUUGGAUUUCUUUGUACUUCCAAAAGCCAGAGACCAGUUUGCUGAAAGCAUUUUUGUGAUUCAACAAAUUAAUAUUGGUCAUAAGCUUUGGGCCUGUCUUAAUAAAUGUCCACAAAUAGAAAUACAUGUCAGUAAGGUAACACUACUGUAGACACAUUUCUUACUAAUUAGUUUUUUGUUUUUUUUUCUUAUGUGUUAAUGUUUGCCAACCAUCACCCCCCAAUUUUUUUUUUGUCUAAUGAGAAUGAUAAUUCCCUAAAGCAAAUGUUUCUAGAAGAAAUGUCUCCUCUAUAGAAUGACUCAGCAAUGGUGUUGAGGAUACACUUGGGUUGAACACAUUGUUUUCUUGUCAGUAAUUGUUUAUAUUUUUUUUGUACAUUAUUGUUAACAUUAAAAUUUGGCAAUAUAAUCAA
Messenger RNA from Biomphalaria glabrata, 3340 nucleotides. Its product is annotated as protein AF-10-like. Gene Ontology annotation, biological process: regulation of transcription by RNA polymerase II. The transcript is spliced from 17 exons. The record is from RefSeq and is a predicted model, not a curated record. Gene Ontology annotation, cellular component: nucleus. Gene Ontology annotation, molecular function: histone binding; nucleosome binding. Lineage: Eukaryota; Metazoa; Mollusca; Gastropoda; Planorbidae. Bases 100 to 2235 code for a protein of 711 amino acids.